Puma concolor (puma) is the source of this 1065-nucleotide messenger RNA. It is a transcript of the gene METTL6, whose product is annotated as methyltransferase 6, tRNA N3-cytidine. Lineage: Eukaryota; Metazoa; Chordata; Mammalia; Carnivora; Felidae. The record is from RefSeq and is a predicted model, not a curated record.
AACCACAUUUGGAAAAAUCCUUCCUAUGUCCGCAGUAUCAGCUUGGAUUACUCAGGUUACUCAGGGUUGGGGAAUCUUCAGCAGUGUUAAAUAUAUUACCAUCGACUUAUGGGAUGGCUUCUUUGCAAAGGAAAGGGCUGCAGGCAAGAAUUCUCAGCGCUGAAGAAGAGGAGAAAUUGAAAAGAGACCAGGCUUUAAUGUCUGAUUUUAAACAGCAAAAACUGGAAAAAGAGGCUCAGAAGAACUGGGACCUUUUUUACAAAAGAAAUAGCACUAACUUCUUCAAAGAUAGACACUGGACCACCAGAGAGUUUGAGGAACUCAGAUCAUGUAGAGAGUUUGAAGAUCAAAAAUUGACUGUGCUUGAAGCUGGCUGUGGUGUUGGGAACUGUUUAUUCCCGCUUUUAGAAGAAGAUCUGAAUAUCUUUGCCUAUGCCUGUGACUUUUCUCCAAGAGCAGUUGAGUAUGUCAAGCAAAAUCCUUUAUAUGACACAGAAAGAUGCAAGGUGUUCCAGUGUGAUCUAACCAAAGAUGACCUUCUGGAACAUGUGCCCCCAGAGUCCGUGGAUGUUGUCAUGUUGAUAUUUGUCCUCUCUGCUGUUCACCCUGAUAAGAUGCACCUUGUCUUACAAAACAUUUACCAGGUAUUAAAACCAGGCAAAAGUGUCUUGUUUCGUGACUAUGGGCUAUAUGAUCAUGCCAUGCUUAGGUUUAAAGCUGGCAGCAAACUUGGAGAAAACUUUUAUGCUAGACAAGAUGGAACCAGAUCGUAUUUUUUUACUGAUGAAUUCCUGGCUCAGCUCUUUAUGGACACAGGUUACGAAGAAGUGGUGAAUGAAUAUGUGUUUCGUGAGACGGUGAAUAAAAAAGAAGGCCUGUGUGUGCCGAGGGUUUUUCUUCAGAGCAAAUUCCGAAAGUGUCCUAAGAACCCAACACCCUUGACCCUGGGCCUGGGUCACAAGUCCUGACCUUUCACAAGGUUGACAUUUGUGCCUCCCCUUGAAGAGGAAAGUUUGAAGUAACUCUAUUUUGUAUAUUUUUUAUAUUUUAACUUUUUAAAAAUGA